CCGCGAUCGUGUAUAUAACUCUAUUACCGUGUACUUGUGCCACUAUAACCGUGUACUAACUGUGAAACUGUGUUUGAAAUUCAGUGAAGUGACUUUGUGAGGCUUCCGCGAGGUUGAGAACGAAGACUUAGAAGAACUAUGACGUGAAAGUACUAAGAAAUCAAAAUGGCGUGCUCGUUUCGGCGAGCGUCCUCGCAGCACCAGUUCGCCAACGGCGGCUCCGGAGGCAAGAAACCGGAGUUUAGGUCCAGGCAGUCCUCGAUACACCAUCCUGGGAACGAUGAGGAGGAGGAGAGGAACACGCUGACGCUAAAGCAUCUCAGUGAGGCGUUGCAACUGCUCACUGCGCCUUCGAACGAGUCCCUCCACGCAGCUGUGACGUCAUUAACGAAGAAUCAAGCGGAGCACUAUGACAGAUACAACUGCCUAAGAAGAUUACCAGACGACGUCAGAACAUGCAGGAAUUAUGCGUAUUUACAAGAAAUAUAUGAUGCGGUACGAGCGACUGAUAGUGUAAGCACGGAAGAGUUCAUGGCGAAAUUAGGGGAAUAUCUAAUACUAACAGCGUUCUCCCAUAAUUGUCGAAUAGAGCGAGCGUAUAAAUGUCUAGGCACCAACCUCAUCGAAUUUCUGCACACGCUCGACAGUGUACACGACGUUCUACAUGACCAGGACGACGCGCAAAAAGAUGAGUCUCAAGACUACGAGGCCGCCUUCGUCUGCACGACAUCGAAAGAGGACAAGAUCGAGCUACACCUGACGACGGAAAGCGAACCGGUGGCGUACCUCCUCGUGGGAAGUCUAAGGACAAUUGCCAGGAGGCUAUAUGAUACUCAGACCGACAUAAGACUGACCAGUUAUACUAAUGAUCCUAGAAGAUUUAGAUAUGAAAUUAAUGCGGUACCCGUGCGUCAGAAGUCAAAAGAGGACAGCUGUGAAGCGUUGAACGAGGCUGGAGCUGUGGCUAAUUCAAGCAAAGUGACAGAUCUAAGAAUCGGCGUGGCAAGUUUCUGCAAAGCGUUUCCAUGGCAUUUCGUGACUGACAGACGUCUGGAGCUUGUGCAGCUUGGUUCAGGAUUCAUGCGACUAUUCGGCACGGAGCUCGCGUCGCGCGGGUCCAGUCUAAACACAUACUUCAGGCUGUUGCGGCCCCGUGGGGUUCCUCUAGACUUCCGCGAGAUUCUGAAGCGUGUCAAUACUCCUUUCAUGUUCGCGAUCAACAUUCCUGGUGCAGUGACUGCUGCUGAGGGCUUGGAAAUAAAGGGUCAAAUGGUGUUCUGCCCGGAAUCCGACUCGCUUCUGUUCGUGGGCUCCCCCUUCCUAGAUGGUCUGGAAGGCCUCACUGGACGCGGUCUCUUCAUCUCUGACAUUCCACUGCAUGAUGCCACGAGAGACGUGAUCCUGGUUGGAGAACAGGCUAGAGCUCAGGAUGGUCUUCGAAGAAGAAUGGACAAGUUAAAGAACAGAAUAGAAGAAGCAAGUAAAGCUGUGGACAAGGAGAGAGAAAAGAACGUCAGUUUGCUGCAUUUGAUAUUUCCACCUCACAUUGCAAAGAGACUGUGGUUAGGUGAAAAGAUCGAAGCCAAAAGCCACGAUGACGUAACAAUGCUGUUCAGCGACAUCGUCGGCUUCACCUCAAUCUGCGCCACAGCCACGCCGAUGAUGGUGAUCGACAUGCUGGAAGACCUGUAUACCGUGUUCGACGUCUUCUGUGAGGAGCUGGACGUUUACAAAGUGGAGACGAUAGGCGACGCGUACUGCGUGGCGAGCGGACUGCACAAGAAGAUCGACACGCAUGCGCCGCAAAUCGCGUGGAUGGCCAUGCGCAUGGUCGAGACGUGCGCGCAGCACUUCACUCACGAAGGGCAUCCUAUUAAGAUGCGCAUAGGCCUCCACACCGGGACUGUAUUAGCCGGAGUGGUGGGACGCACUAUGCUCAAAUACUGCCUCUUCGGACACAACGUCACUCUGGCCAACAAGUUCGAAUCCGGCUCUGAACCUUUGAAGAUUAACGUUAGUCCAACCACAUACGAGUGGCUGAUAAAAUUUCCGGGCUUCGAGAUGGAGCCUCGGGAGCGCUCGUGUCUCCCCAAUUCUUUCCCCAAGGACAUACCGGGAACGUGUUAUUUUCUACAUAAGUACAACCAUCCUGGAACAGACCCGUCCGCGCCGCAGGUCAAACAUAUAGAAGAUGCAUUGAGAGAUUUCGGGAUUGGGCCAGCGAAAGCAGACGUCACUGAAGAGCCUACUUAGUGCCGGUAAAGUGAAACACAAGUAUAGAAUUUAGGAGUCAAUGUCUUUUGCCGUAGCUUCACGUUAAUUCUUAUGAAAAAACACGUGGAUUUGGUAUAUAUUAAUAGCCAGAUAAAUAAGUAUUCAAAGUCAAAAAAUCGAGGGUUAAAAUCCAUCGCAAAAAACGUCGCAAAUAGGUAUCGAGAUAAAAAAAAGUAGGUUAUUUAUUUAGUAUAAUAUUUCGAGUUUCGGUACCUGUAAAAAAUUAAAUAACUUAAAAUUGUUUAAUAAAGAGGAACAAGCCCGAAAUUGCUACUGACAUUGGCUAAAUGUUUUCAAGCUAAAUUUAUGCAAUAAGUAUCUAAAGAAUAUUUAAUUUCAGUAUUCAGGGAAUCUACAUCAAAAGAAAUUUGCAUGAAAAGGCGCGUUAUAUCACAGAUUAAAUAAUAUUGUAGCUUAUUCGCGACGCUUAGCCAGAAAGAAACCAGUUUUUUAAGUUGACUAGUCGAUUUCAUGCGAGAAAAAUAUUUUGUAAAAAAACCCUUGGGAAAACCAAGUCCGCCGCGAUGGCAGCUGUGCUUAUUAAGUAUGAGCCAUACUCCUUUUGGUCUUAAGAAUCUACAGCAAGCUCGGUUUCCCAUACAAACUUAUUUACGCUCUCAUUUUAAAAUAACUAGCUAGAUUGCUCUGAAACUUUGCACUUACAAUAGGAUAAGAUAUAUCUAUGCCUGUAAUUAGUUCAUAUAGCUUCAGAUACUAUAGUUAAAGAAAUACAGCAAGUUUUUCAUACAAAACUUGUUUUUUUUUGCUCUAUUUAGCUGGUUUUGUAAACUGGAGCUAUACAUAUAAACUAAUUACAGGCAUAGAUAUAUCUCAUGUUAUUGUAUGUGCAAAGGUUCAUUACAAUCGUUGGUACCUUUAAAAUGAGAAUAGAAACUCCGUUUGUAUGGUAACGUGAAAUUCGGCCAAGCUUGCCGCGAACUCUUAAAAGCGUAUCUUCUGCAGAAUUAUAUAAUCUGUAGUAAAGCACCUUCUGUACUAAGUAGGCAAGAUUUCUCGAAUAUUCUCUACAGUGUAAAUAUCUACAUUAACUGUAAAUGUUUAAAUUUGUGGAUCAAACGUUUCAUGGUGCGAUUACCCGAAGUUUGAUAUUAGUAAGUACUUUCCUUUGGUCCGUUUGUCGAAGUUUCUGCUUGUUACAUUUCCAUUCGGUAUUUUCGGUCUAGCCUUGGCAAGUCUGUGUAUUAGAUAUUAUAAUAAAGUUAAGUAGACUGGAAAUAUAAUUACGAUUGUAGGUCAACAAACAUAGAAACUAAAACUACUGUAGUAUUUAGGUACGGUUUAUACAAGAUCUGAAGAUUUUGCUUAGUAUGUAGCAAGAUUUUUUUAUUAAAUCUUUGGUAUAGUUCUGACUAACCUAAAAAACGGUUACUACAGCGUGCAGCGCAGGAAAGGUUUUAAUCUGAUUCUCGAAUGUCCAAUUGAAGAGUACCUAACAGGUUUUAAAGGAAAUUACAUUCGUAGUCUAGGAUACGAAUCUAUAAAUUAUAUUUUACAGGACGAAGAAGAGGCGCAAACUUAAUUUUGUAUUUUGAGCUGAUUUUACAGUUAAACUAUUCAAAAUUUAAUCAUAUUUCACUAAUGAAGUCGCAAAAGAAUAACUGACUAUUCUUUGAAUGAACAAAAAAUGUAAACAUAUUCGCUAAGUUGUACCUGUUAUAUAAAUAAAUGAUGUUUUACGAUGCCGUAAAAUUUAUUUAGUAUAAAAGAUAAAUGUAAUUUUGAAAACUAAACAACAGCAUGAAGCUUUUCACAAGACUUCUAGCUAAUUUAAUAAAAUACUCUUUUAGACACUCUUUUUAUAAUUAAUAGCUAUUAAAGCCUGUAACCGAGAAAAAAACUGUACAUGUAAAUGUUUAUAAAAGUACCAAAAUGUAAAAACAUAAUUGUAUUUCAAUAUAUAGUGAUCUAUGUGAAGCUUUACAAUCUCGUAUAUUUAUAAUUGUACAUAAAAUUGAACCUGGGAUAAUACGACUUACAUAGUUUUAAUGCAAUUCAUCGUAGGCAUAAUUAUUGCAUAGGAUUAGAAUAAUUUUGAAAUUCACCUUGUGAAGUAAAGUCGGUUUUGUAACACAUUUUAAACUCAGGGUAAACUUGGGCCUUGGGGGUUCAAAUUAAAAUUAAU
Messenger RNA from Cydia pomonella (codling moth), 4417 nucleotides. It is a transcript of the gene Gycalpha99B, whose product is annotated as head-specific guanylate cyclase. Gene Ontology annotation, cellular component: guanylate cyclase complex, soluble. NCBI's taxonomy places the organism in Eukaryota, Metazoa, Arthropoda, Insecta, Lepidoptera, Tortricidae. Gene Ontology annotation, biological process: cGMP biosynthetic process; response to oxygen levels. The record is from RefSeq and is a predicted model, not a curated record. The coding region runs from base 166 to 2253 and encodes 695 amino acids. The transcript has 15 exons. Gene Ontology annotation, molecular function: heme binding; guanylate cyclase activity.